This is a messenger RNA of Aspergillus sclerotioniger CBS 115572, 1296 nucleotides long. Its product is annotated as thiolase family protein. Gene Ontology annotation, biological process: fatty acid beta-oxidation. NCBI's taxonomy places the organism in Eukaryota, Fungi, Ascomycota, Eurotiomycetes, Eurotiales, Aspergillaceae. Bases 1 to 1296 code for a protein of 431 amino acids. The transcript is spliced from 3 exons. The record is from RefSeq and is a predicted model, not a curated record. Gene Ontology annotation, molecular function: acetyl-CoA C-acetyltransferase activity.
AUGCUCGCUCCCACUCUCACUACACGUCUUCCCACGCGGGCCAUCCCCGCAUCCCGCCAAUGGCGUCGACACUUCAGCGUCGCCCGACCGGCCCUGAAGGAGAUCCAAGACGCCUACAUCCUCAGCGCCGCGCGCACUCCCACCGCCAAGUUCAACGGCUCCUUCGUCUCCGUCUCCGCCCCCCAACUCGGCGCCGUGGCGAUCAAAUCCGCCCUCAGCAAAUCCAACCUCCCCACUGACAAAAUCACCGACGUCUACAUGGGCAACGUGCUACAAGGAUCCGUCGGUCAAGCCCCAGCCCGUCAAGCAUCCAUCUUCGCCGGCCUCUCUCCCACCGUCGAAUCCAUGACCGUGAAUAAGGUGUGCGCGUCGGGUCUAAAAGCCGUCGCCCUGGCGGCUCAGAACAUCCAGCUCGGACUAGCGGAAGCGCAAGUCGCCGGUGGAAUGGAAAACAUGUCGCGUGUGCCGUACUAUCUGCCUCGGUCUAGUCAGCUUCCUCCCUUUGGGGAGAUUAAGCUCGAAGAUGGCCUGAUCAAGGAUGGGCUGUGGGAUGUGUAUAACCAGUUCCAUAUGGGGAUUUGUGCAGAGCAGACGGCUAAGAAGUAUGAGAUCUCGCGCGAGGACCAGGAUGAGUAUGCCAUCCGGUCGUAUGAGCGGGCACAGAAGGCGUGGGCAGAUGGGGUGUUUUCGGAGGAGAUUGUCCCCGUGACGGUCAAGGGGAAGAAGGGGGAUACGGUGGUGGAGCGGGAUGAGGGGUUCGAGAAUCUGCGGGCGGAUAAGUUGCGGGGGCUGAAGCCGGCUUUUCUCCGGGAUGGAACGGGUACUGUCACGGCAGGGAAUGCGUCGACGAUGAACGAUGGUGCGUCUGCCCUGGUACUUGCCAACCGGGAGCUGGCAAGGGAGUUUGGUGCUGGAAACCGAGCACUGGCGCGGAUUGUCUCGACGGCAGACGCGGCCAUCGAUCCGGUGGACUUUCCUGUGGCGCCGGCUAAGGCGGUCCCGAUUGCGCUGGAGCGGGCGGGCAUCACCAAGGACCAGGUGGCGGUGUGGGAGUUUAACGAGGCGUUUGCGGCGGUGAUCAAGGCGAAUGAGAAGAUCCUUGGACUACACAACGCACGGGUUAAUCCUCUAGGAGGAGCCAUCUCGCUGGGUCAUGCGCUGGGCAGCUCGGGGUCGCGCAUCCUGGUGACGCUGCUGCACCAGCUGCGGCCAGGCGAGUACGGAGUGGCAGCCAUCUGCAAUGGUGGAGGAGCAGCCAGCGCGAUGGUGGUGCAGAAGCUGGAGCGGGUGGAUUAG